Molecule: messenger RNA, 3053 nt
Organism: Lingula anatina
Lineage: Eukaryota; Metazoa; Brachiopoda; Lingulata; Lingulida; Lingulidae
Biological process (GO): positive regulation of tumor necrosis factor production; positive regulation of chemokine (C-X-C motif) ligand 2 production; positive regulation of canonical NF-kappaB signal transduction
Cellular component (GO): cytoplasm; plasma membrane
Molecular function (GO): Toll-like receptor 2 binding; Toll-like receptor 4 binding
Source: RefSeq, a predicted model, not a curated record
AGCUGAGUCGCCAUUGUACAUGUCGUUUCCAGCUGACGAGUGAAAUUUAGACAUACGUUGUCCUCUUCGUUGGAAUGUGUACAGUAUAUAGCCACCAGCCAGUAUGGGUUACGCAGAGCUUCAAGCUUCAAGCAAAAGAUGGAGAUAUAGAGAGGUUACAGCAUCUGCUGACUGCCGGGCAUAUCGAUAUCAAUGAGCAGGCCUGGGGUUGGAGUACACUUCUUCACUGUGCUGCAGGGGGGGGCCGUACGCAAUGUGUUCAACUUCUCCUCCAACACGGGGCGGAUACCGAUAUACAGGAUAAGUUGGGGAGGACACCACUUCACUGUGCUGCAGAUCACGGCUACACACAAUGUGUCCAGCUUCUCCUCCAACACGGGGCGGAUACCAGUAUACAGGAUUGGGCUGGGAUGACACCACUUCACUGUGCUGCAGAUUACGGCUACACACAAUGUGUCCAGCUUCUCCUCCAACACGGGGCGGAUACCAGUAUACAGGAUAGGUAUGGGAUGACACCACUUCACUGGGCUGCAGAUCACGGCCAUAGACAAUAUGACCAGCUUCUCCUCCAACACAGGGCGGACACCAGUAUACAGGAUGAUAAUGAGACGACAGCACUUCACUUAGCUGCAGAUCACGGCCACACACAAUGUGUCCAGCUUCUCCUCCAACACGGGGCGGAUACCAGUAUACAGGAUUGGUUUUUCAUGAGGACGCCACUUCACUGGGCUGCCAGUGGCGGCCACAUAGAGUGUGUCCAGCUUCUCCUCCAACACGGGUCGGAUACCAGUAUACAGGAUAAGGAGAAAAAGACACCAAGAAUGUUGGCAGAAGAAAAAGAGCACAUUGCCGUAGUUGAACUGCUGAGGCGUUUUGAAGUACAUGACAUACAGUUGUACAUUCAAACCAGAACUUUAGAGCACCUUGCUGAAAUAUUAGGCCCUGAAGAAUAUGGCAUAUUUAACCUGACCAACUUUGGCCCGAACUUUCCUGAUCUGUUUCAAUUCCAAAAAAUUCAAGGAGUGAAAGAUUGGGUUGCCAAGAACAAUUACACCACUGUUAAAGAUAUAAGGGAUGGGCUACUGGCUGCAAACCGUCUGCGACUGUCCCGUGCGGCAGUAGAGUAUUAUACUCAGGUGGUAAUAAAUAUCUCAAACAUGCCCCCCGAUGAAUUUGAAACACUCUGUAGAACCCUGACCACUGCAAAGUACAUGCACCAGCACACACCAAGUUCAACGACCCGUGGUCUUAAAAGUGCAAGUUUACCAUUGGAUCAAUACCGCCAGGACGCGUUCAUUGCGCACAGUGAAGAGGAUGAGUCCACUAUAGAACCAGUCCUGCUCCAGCUAAAAGAAAGCGGGAUCCAGUGUUGGUACGACAAAGAAGACCUCAUUCCUGGAACAUAUGUGAUUUAUGAAACUGUUGAGGCGAUUAGUGCAUCUAUGUUUUCCAUCUUGUUCCUGUCCAAGAGUUUUAUCCAGAGUGGUCGGUGCAAAUUCGAGAUGGAGAAUAUCAUACGGAAUGCCACAGAGAAAGAGCAUGGCGUCAUCCCUGUUGUUAUGAACAUAACGCCAGAGGAAUUUCCUGAUGGAUUACGCAACUGGAAACAUUUCUUUUUCGAUGAUCAAGAGCUCGUUUCAAAGAUUUUGGCAGUUAUAAAAGGGCCAAAAGUAAUCCCCACGUAUGGCCAACUUCGACAAGAGAACGGGAUUUUGCGAGACGAGAACGAGGUUUUACGAGACGAAGUCCGGAAAUUGACAGAUAAACUUCGUCUUCAGAGCCAAUAAAUGGAUGUCAGUCGACGUAACGUGGUUUUAUGUAACUGGCAUAUAUAAGGCUUGAUGUCUCAAAUGAUCUUAAAAUUACACCAGAGUAUAUUUGAUUAAAUAAAUGGUUGUUUCAUUCCUUGAACUCUUUGUACAAUUAUUUUGUGAAACUGCUCGAGUGAUGUCCCGGUCUUCUUGUACAUUUUGUAUUCAUUCCAAUGCCAGGCCCACUGAUUGUGUUUAUAUGUACGGGGGAGAUCUCCUUAUAACUACUUCAUACUCAGUACUCCUCGUAACACGUGUCACACCGUAUUCUUCAUUCUUAUUCCUAAAUUACAUUUUAGCCACUCAAUCAAUGAUAUGGUUACUGAUUACUUUUUUACUAGAAAACUGUGCACUAGUAUAUAUACAUGUGUCUACGAAAAUUGGCGGCCAUUUUGGAUAUAUCAUGUUUCCCAUUUGGGAUUCCUUGGGGUUUUAGUAUGUCGAGCAAACACAAAACGUUAAAUAUCAUUCCCAGGACGUUACCAUGAUUUUUUUCUCUCUUUUGUUUUAUAAAAACGUAAUAAAACGUUCUGUGUUUUCUGAGAAGCUUCAGUGUAAUAAAUAUGUUGCCAUUUUGACCAGGUUCACCACAGGUUUUGUCAGUUUCACCUGAACUAUUAGAGUACACAUUUAUUAUGCUGUAAAUUGAUGCUGUAAAUUCUACGCUUAAUGCUUAAAUAUCAACAAGGGUUUUGUUUGUGAUAUACGUAAUAAUGAUUGGUGUAGGAGUAGAACUUCCACUGAUUCUGUUGGGUAUCAUAGCUUUAAUUUCAAAAAGUGAAGUUUUAUUUAUUUAUUUAUUUAUUUUUUAUUUAUUUAUUAUUUGCCGUACGUUUCCAUACCACUGUAUACUGGGUAUUGAAUAUAGAGAAGCAAAUUGUUUUCUCAUUUGUUUCUGUUCAGUUUUGUUGUCGAUGACAAAAAUCCAUAUUAUGCAAUUCUUUUCCAAAAAGAGUUAUGGUUUCAAAAGUUGUGCACUUACUGACUAGUAGAAAAAGCAGUGCAUGUUUACAUAUCUUUUUUAUAUAUAAUGCAUAUGACCUGAUUUUUAAGGAUAAGAUUUCUAUGCUACAUGUAUAAAGUAUUCCUUUUUUAAUCUUGUAUGAUUUUGAUCUUAAUGUGAAAUGCUAUAGAUUUACUGCAUAGUAUGUUACCACUCUUUAUACAUCAUGGUUCCAAACCAUAAAUUUGUUCAAUCGUGCAAGUUCAGGCCCGUAGCCAGCAAUUUCAAAGGGGGGGGGG